CGCAUUGUUGUUAAUAAAGUUUUUGAAAGCAGUGGUCGGGCAUACGUAUUAAAUUUGUACAGGUUGAGAACACUGGUAUUUUAUUGUAGAACUUCGUAAGCAGCUCAAACCGCCGUGUAUUCUGUAUAUAUAUAUAUAUAUUUCUUUUUUCUGAUCUCGUUGAAAAAUAAGACAAUGGCUGAAAGCGACUGGGAUACCGUGACUGUCCUGAGAAAGAAGGGACCGAGUGCAGCACAGUCGAAAUCCAAACAGGCCAUAGUGACAGCGCAGAGACGUGGAGAAGAGGUCGAAACUUCAAAGAAAUGGGCCGCGGGUCAGAACAAGCAGCACCUGGUGACCAAGAACACGGCAAAGCUGGACCGCGAGACCGAGGAGCUACAUCACCACCGCGUCAGCCUGGAGGUGGGGAAGGUCAUCCAGCUGGGUCGCCAGAACAAGGGCCUGACGCAGAAGGACCUGGCAACCAAAAUCAACGAGAAGCCCCAGGUCAUCGGAGACUAUGAAUGCGGGAAGGCCAUUCCCAACAAUCAGGUCAUGGGCAAGAUUGAGAGAGCUAUUGGGCUGAAGCUGCGGGGGAAGGAUAUUGGCCUACCCCUCGAACCCAAGAAUAAGUGAAGACAAAGCCUCGAAGUCAGCCCUCCCCCUCUCUCGCCCUCCCCCUCUCUCACCCCCCUCCCCCUCCCCCUCUCUCACCCCCCUCCCCCACUACCUGGGCUGAUUCACCUGGAUCCCUCUGGGGUCCAGGUAUCCCAUCAUAUGCCAAGCUUAAUAAUGAGGAGCUUACACUGCAGAACCAAAUCCCAAAGUGCUGUCAUUGAUUUAUUUUUCUUUUUGCAUGCAACUAUCUUUAUUGAGCAAUUGAAAUGUAACGCAUCAUCUGUGUCCUGUACAAAUCCGGCAUAUUCACUUUGAAAGUGCUGUCAGUUUCAUAACUCAGCAACUGAUACGUUUGGUUAAAUACCCCAAAUGGUUAAACCGUUAUGCACAUCGCUAAUGGAAAAUGCAAGCAGUUUAUUUUGUGAUGUUCCUGCAAAAGAAUUUUUUUUUUUUUUUUUUUUUUUUUUUUUUUUUUAUAUGUUGGGGGUUUAUGCUGGACACAGACAUUGCUUCUUUCCAUGCAGCGGUCGGGGCGUGACGUGUCUUGUCCAGAACAUCAUGCUCCGUGCUCACUGAUUCAACAGCAUUGGGCUCAGCCUGUUCAGCAAGGCCCCAGUAUGUAUUGCAGUUGGACCUUUAUUUCGAUCUUAUAAUAAAGAUGAAAAUGCA
Conger conger (European conger) is the source of this 1266-nucleotide messenger RNA. RefSeq names its product endothelial differentiation-related factor 1 homolog. NCBI's taxonomy places the organism in Eukaryota, Metazoa, Chordata, Actinopteri, Anguilliformes, Congridae. The transcript is spliced from 5 exons. The record is from RefSeq and is a predicted model, not a curated record. Gene Ontology annotation, molecular function: DNA binding. Gene Ontology annotation, cellular component: nucleus. The coding region runs from base 175 to 615 and encodes 146 amino acids.